Molecule: messenger RNA, 1571 nt
Organism: Tricharina praecox
Lineage: Eukaryota; Fungi; Ascomycota; Pezizomycetes; Pezizales; Pyronemataceae
Product: aldose 1-epimerase
Exons: 1
Coding region: 323-1492 (389 amino acids)
Biological process (GO): glucose metabolic process; beta-D-galactose catabolic process via UDP-galactose, Leloir pathway
Molecular function (GO): aldose 1-epimerase activity; carbohydrate binding
Source: RefSeq, a predicted model, not a curated record
GUUCUUUAGGCAUAACAACGCGGGGUUGGCCCCUGCAUUCUCAACGAUCUUCCACCGCAUGCAAGCCACAAAGCUUGCUCUUUUGCGCACAGCCGUUGGAUUUUGCCGGCAGCGACGUCAAUCGAGACAGCUUCCUCAUCACUCCCGCUGGAUUUCUCCGCCCAUAGCCGCCGGAGGAAUUCAUAGCGAGGGGUUUCCAGGAACAAGGUACGAUUCAAACGGGAAUCCGGGAUGUGGGAAUCCGGGAUUGACGGCAGAUAUGGAAUGAUAAGUAUCCGCUUCCCCAUCUACACAAUACGAAACUGUAUUGAUCGAUAUCGACAUGAUGCGUUUCUCAAAGACCUCAAUUCCAAUCCUCCUGGCCACCACCGCCUCCGCCGCGGUGCUGCCAUGGAACUCAACGAUCCCUCCCCCCGAUGCGAACGGCAAAUACACUCUCCGCAGCACCGGCAUUGUCGCGUCGUUCGUCCCCUACGGCGCAGCGAUCUCGAAUCUCUUCGUUGCGGAUAAGCACAACAGCACACGGGACGUCGUCUUAGGCUGGGAAAACGCAACGUUCUACACCGAAGACCCAUGGCACGACCACUACGGCAGCGUACCGGGCCGGUAUGGCAACCGCAUCGCCAAUGCGUCGUUCACCAUCGACGGCGUCGAGUACAAAGUCGACGCGAACGAGCACAACGGGACCAACACCCUGCACGGCGGCAGCAACGGAUGGGAUUAUCGGAACUGGACGGUCACCGCGCUGACGGACUCGAGCAUCACCUUCUCGCUGUUCGAUGCCGACGGGGAGAUGGGCUUCCCCGGGGAUGUCCUGGCGACGAGCACCUACACGCUCACGCCGUACACCUGGCACAUCACGCUCACCGCCCUGUCGCUGACGAAGAAGACGCCGUUGCUGCUGACCAGCCACGUCUACUGGAACCUCGACGGCUUUGCCAAUCCGGAUUCGGAGAAAGUGUACGAUCACGAGCUGCACCUGCCGUUCUCGGGCAUGCGGAUCGGUGUCGACGACAAUCUGAUCCCGACUGGCGAGCUGCUACCGAACAAAAACGGCAGCGUCACGGACUUCUGGUCGCAGCCGAAGGCGAUUGGAAAGCACCUCAACGAUACCGAGCGGGGGCCCGACUGUGGCGCUGGCUGUUCGUUCUACGAUAACGCGUUCCUCGUGGGUCCCCACGACAAGGAGAACCAAUAUGUGGCGCGGUUGAACAGCCCUUGGAGCGGCGUCGAGGUCAAGGUGUUUACCGACCAGGCCGCGUUCCAAAUCUACAGCUGUGCGGCGUCCAAUGGAACGAAACCCAUUGGGAAGAGUACGCAGGGUUUGUCUGGACGGCCGGCGGUGAUCCAGGAGGGCGGAUGCGUGGUCAUGGAGGCCGAGGACUGGAUCGAUGGUAUUAAUAACCCGGAGUGGGGGAGAAAGCAGAUCUGGGGGCCUGAGGAUGGUCUAUUGACAUUUAAUGCGAGGUAUGAGUUCUCGACGGUGUAUUAGCUAGGAUAUCGGGAUGGGAGUCUGUAAUGCCCGCCAAAGAGAUAAUGAAUGUACGUCUACCACAAUAAAUAGCUCUGCU